Molecule: messenger RNA, 909 nt
Organism: Drosophila grimshawi
Lineage: Eukaryota; Metazoa; Arthropoda; Insecta; Diptera; Drosophilidae
Product: beta-1,3-glucan-binding protein
Exons: 1
Coding region: 8-679 (223 amino acids)
Molecular function (GO): carbohydrate binding
Source: RefSeq, a predicted model, not a curated record
AGUUAUCAUGCGGAGAUCAACGUCUCAAGUCGAAGUGCUGAUAGUUUGUCUGGCCCUUUUGGGUGCCAGCAGCAGCCAAGCCUACGAACCACCAAAGGCCACGGUCAAGGUUAAUACGCCGCAAGGCUUUGAGGUCUCCAUACCCGAUGAGCCGGGCAUAUCGCUGUUUGCCUUCCACGGCAAACUCAAUAUGGAAAUGGACGAUCUGAGCGAUCAGACUUGGGCCACCGAUAUCGUUAAGUCACGCAACGGACGUUGGAUAUAUCGAAAUCGACAGCAGAAACUGAAUCCAGGUGAUAUUCUCUACUACUGGACAACAGUUAGAUAUAAUGGCCUGGACUAUCACAACUAUAACCAGCAGCAUCAGAUUGGCCAAAAUGAUGCCCAGAGCAAAAAUGAUGCCCAGAGCCAAAAUGAUGCCCAGAGCCAAAAUGAUGCCCAGAGCCAAAAUGAUGCCCAGAGCCAAAAUUAUGCCCAGAACCAAAAUGGUGCUCAGAGCCAAAAUGAUGUCCAGAGCCAAAAUGGUGCUCAGAGCCAAAAUGAUGUCCAGAGCCAAAAUGAUGCACAGAACCAGAAUAUGGACAGACAGAAUAUUACCAUUAAUUUGAAAUCCAAAAGCGGAUCCCAUCUACCAAUUAUUAUUAAUGGGAAUCCCACCAUCAAUAUUUUUGUUACGUAAAUAUUAGGAUAGAAAGAAUCAAAACAAAAAACCCGCAUGACAUCAUCAAAAAAUAAAAAUAAACGAUUCCACAAAGCUAAUUUUAACCAAGAUUUUAAAGCAACCUACAAAAAAAUGUUAAUGGUGGUCGCGCAAUUCAUUAUCAUAUUCAAACAAUGACGUGAGCAAAGUAUCAGAAUACGAGAAAUUUUAGAAGCUUUAAUAAAUACUCUUAACUAUCAAUCAAUGUA